Messenger RNA from Trematosphaeria pertusa, 1164 nucleotides. Its product is annotated as glycoside hydrolase family 76 protein. Gene Ontology annotation, biological process: carbohydrate catabolic process; fungal-type cell wall biogenesis. Lineage: Eukaryota; Fungi; Ascomycota; Dothideomycetes; Pleosporales; Trematosphaeriaceae. Bases 1 to 1164 code for a protein of 387 amino acids. The record is from RefSeq and is a predicted model, not a curated record. Gene Ontology annotation, molecular function: mannan endo-1,6-alpha-mannosidase activity. The transcript has 4 exons.
AUGUUCGGCCAGCUAAUCGACUACUGGUAUUACACGAAUGAUUCGACAUGGAAUGAUCUGAUUAGAGACGGAAUCUUGCAUCAGAUCGGAGACGCGAAGAACUUUAUGCCCUCAAACCAAUCGAAAGACGAAGGCAAUGACGACCAGCUCUUCUGGGCCUUCACCGUCAUGUCCGCCGCUGAAUAUAAUUUCGACCCUCCUCCGGACGACCAGCCCGGAUGGCUCGCCCUCGCCCAGUCCGUGUUCAACCAGCUCGUUAGUCGCUGGAAUACCGAGUUCUGCGGCGGUGGAUUGCGCUGGCAGAUCUACCAGUGGCUCCCCGGCUGGAACUAUAAGAAUCUUGCGUCGAACGGUGGAAUGUUCCAGUUAGGCGCGAGGCUGGCGCUGUACACAGGCAAUGACUCGUAUGCCAAACACGCCGAAGAUGCUUUCAAUUGGAUGAUAAGCACGCCUUUGAUCACAGAUGACUGGCAGAUUUACGACGGAAUGGACGUGCUGAAAAACUGCACCGAAGCGGACAGGAGCCAAUGGACGUAUAACUAUGGCAUCAUCAUUGGCGGCGCUGCCUAUAUGUACAACUACACCAACGGCAGCCAAAUCUGGGCAGACCGACUCCAAGGCUUUAUAAAUCACACAAGCGUAUUCUUCCCCAAAGACAAAGGCGGCGUUAUGGUCGAGCUCUGCGAGGCACCACAGAACUGCAACAUCGACAUGGUCUCGUUCAAAGCGUACCUCGCCCGCUGGCUGGCCGUAUCCGCUCAGCUCGCCCCCUUCACCGCCCCGCAAAUCCUUCCCUUGCUCCAAACAUCCGCUAAAGCCGCCGCUCGCACCUGUACCGGCGCAUCUACGACCUCGGGUGGGCCCUAUCUGUGCGGCAAUCGCUGGUACUUUGAUUCUUAUGAUGGAAAGGGCGGCGUGGGGCAGCAGUUGAGCGCGCUGAGCGUCAUAGCUGCUAAUUUAAUCGAAGAGGUGAAGCCACCGUAUAGUUCAAGGACGGGUGGGUCCAGCAAGGGAGACCCUGGACUGGGUUCAGGCGGCGAUGAUGAAUUGCCUAUUUAUGGCGAGAACGCUGUUACGACGGCGGGCAAGGCGGGCGCGGGGAUUAUUACGGCGUUGGUGCUUGGGGGUACGCUGGGAGGGGCGUGGUGGAUGAUUACAGAUUGA